AUUAGAACAUGCAGUACUAAAGCAGUAUAAACACACAUUAAAAGAAACCUCUAGCAAAUAAGUAACAAAGGAAAAAGUGAAAGACGUGCAUCGGAUUCAUUCUCCUCUGGAAAACCUUGCCAAAUUAAUUAACUUUUUUAAAAAUAAAAAAGAAAAAACGUAACAUUAAACGUGAAUUGUCUUUGAGUAGAAAGGCCAAGAAACAUCUUCUAGUGCUUACUUGCAAAGUCCUUUUGUUUAUAUGCCACCACCUACUAGAAACACUUAGACCCUUCAGCAACUGUCCUGAUCCAAAUCACAUACAAAGCUCACUUGUCUCUUUAAAACUUCAAAGCCGACUCGCAUCACCAUCUAAAACAUCAAACAGAAAACAUAUACGAUCAUACCUAUCUUUCCUUUCAUUUUCUUGGAGUUUCUUGACGUUGUCUUUCAAGUAAUAAAACCAAGUUCAAGAAUGGCUUUCGCACGUUUGGCUUUGAGGAGUUUAUCACAAAGGGUUAGCUCCUCUGCUUCUUCUUUGGUGGGUCAUGGUGUUAUUGAAAGGAGUGUCGGUGAUGGUGUGCAAAGCCAAAGAUGGAAUCGAGAAUUGUUGAAGAGGUUUAUGGCAACAGCUUCUGGUGAGGCAUCAGACGGGAAAGAAGUUGCUGUAAGUGAACGUGAUAACAAGAAGUCUAAGCUGUUUUCUAAGAAGAAAGGGAAGAGAGGUCUUUGGAGGAGGAACGGUGGAGAAUUUGUUCCACAACUCUAUGGGCUAGGAAAUGCCCUCUUGCAAGCAACUGAAAACAUCAACAGGCUAUUUGAAAACCUGAAUUUGUCACCAUCAAACCUGAUGAGAAGAUUGAAAGAGAAAGAGGAAUGCUACAAGCUGCGAUACGAGGUGCCAGGAGUAACAAAAGAGGACCUGAAGAUCACCGUUGAUGAUGGGGUUUUAACAAUAAAAGGAGAGCACAAGGAAGAGGAAGAAGAAGAAGGAUCAGAUGAUGAGCACUGGUCAAUGAGGAGCUAUGGAUACUAUAACACAAGUGUUCUGCUUCCUGAUGAUGCUAAAGCUGAUGAAAUUAAGGCUGAGUUGAAGAAUGGUGUUCUUCAUAUUACCAUUCCAAGAACUGAACAGCCUAAAAAGGAUGUGAAGGAGGUUCAAAUCCACUGAUGGUUUUUUUUUUUUUUUCCUUCUUCUUCUUCUUUUCUUAAUCAAAUGCUUGUUUGUUUCGUUGUGAUGUUUUCUGUACGAUCCUGGUUGAAUGAAAUAAAUAUGUGCUUAUGCAGUGUUAUUA
Messenger RNA from Ricinus communis (castor bean), 1274 nucleotides. RefSeq names its product 26.5 kDa heat shock protein, mitochondrial. The record is from RefSeq and is a predicted model, not a curated record. Gene Ontology annotation, biological process: response to heat. The coding region runs from base 455 to 1150 and encodes 231 amino acids. The transcript is spliced from 2 exons. Lineage: Eukaryota; Viridiplantae; Streptophyta; Magnoliopsida; Malpighiales; Euphorbiaceae.